GGGAUACACAGGCAAUCCCCAUUCUGGCCACGGCCAAUAUACACACUCCUAACCCGCCAGUGGAACUCCAUCUAAGGAACGACCACACUCCUAGUCUGCCUCCACAGACCAACAAGCACACAACCCAUCCGACAUGGCUGACCAACUAACAGAGGAGCAGAUUGCAGAGUUCAAGGAGGCUUUCUCCUUAUUCGACAAGGAUGGCGACGGCACCAUCACCACCAAAGAGCUCGGCACAGUCAUGAGGUCGCUGGGCCAGAACCCCACAGAGGCCGAACUUCAGGACAUGAUCAAUGAGGUGGACGCUGACGCUCCCUCAUCUCCAUCUCCCUCUCUACCACCCACUCACUCCCUCCCUCUUUCUUUUUUCUCUUUCCCUCCCACCAUUUUCACUCUCUUCCUCCCUAUCUUCAUCCCUCCUUGCUUACAUCCCUUCGUCCUCCACCGCAGCAGCUGGCUUGAGGUGCAGUUGAGCAGAUAUCGCUCGAGGGCUGCCCUGCUUCUCUCGUCAUUGUUCCCCUUCGGAUGAUGGUUUUCCAGUUGCAGUCCUGCCCUUCUCCAAGACUGGGACAACCCCCCGCCUCAGCUUCCCUCUCAACCCCCAGUGGCAGCAUGUGUUCCCUCGGUGCUGCUGACUGUCUAUGUGUGUUAGAUAACAGGUCCUUAGAUUGUUACCCCGGGCUAUGAGAUCACCAUCUGCCCCAUCACAUUACUGCAUCCCUUUUUCGUUCCACUCACACAUCCAUUCUCGCUCUCUGUUCUCAUGCUCUCUAUCUCGCACUGUGAGGCGUAGGCCGUCAUUGGUUAAUCUGCGUACAAUCCCUCCGCCCCCAUCCGUCCCACCCCAGGGCUAAUCCUCCCAGGUGCUUUGCCCUUGGUGUCCCUGACCUUCUCUGCAAUCCCCUGACAAUUUUCUUUGUCACUUUUUUAAUUAUAAUCGCCACCACACUUACUCCUAACAUCUCCACAUACAUAAAAGCAAUGCUUACCCCCACCAUUAGAUUCAACACCAACCCUCCUGGUUGCAGUUUGUGAGCUGCUGAGUUCCUCAUAGAUCCUUAUUCUGUCAAGAGGGUCUGAUUCCCUGGUAAUCUCGUCUGGACAACCGUAAGACGGAUACUGAUCCGGUUGCACGCGUACAUGCCACCACAGUAGCUGCUGCUAGCACCACCAAGACACCAUCAGAAUGUAUGCGGGAAAGAGGGACAAAUAAAAAGGAUUUAAGGUUGGAUAAAAGUGGACAUAAGGGAGGGAGCUCCCCUCCUCCCUUCCCCUCCAGCAAGCGGCACCAGGAGAGAUGAGCCUGUGAUUUAUCCUGGCUCCUUGAAGGCUAAGCUGCACAGUAUACUAUAUGUCUACAUUAUGGAUGACUGGCCAUGGCUCCCCCCUGCAAUUCUGCUGAGCUGUGUAUAACAUAUGCAACAUCUUCCCAGGACUUCCCUGAGGAAAAAAGGGAAGCACCCCCCCCCCCCUCCCCUCAGCCCGCGGUAGCCGUGGAAGGAAGGUGUAUACGAAAAUGAUCUUGGGGCUGCUCCCCUCUCUGGAACAGUCACUGCGAGUUACGCCUCUGGAGAGAAGUUAUAGCCCAAACAAUAAUGCCAUAAACAAGUGUCAUACACAGGGACAUGAAAAGAGGCGCGGAGGACUAAAUGAGUAUUAAGUCCUCUCUGUCAGUUGCUUUUCAUCAGCUAAAUGCCGGGUCACAUUAUCUCUACUUAUCCCAGUUUGCUUUUAAGUAAUUGGAAUUUUUGCUGAUUAAAUGUGCCUUAUUUCUCACCCA
This is a messenger RNA of Cottoperca gobio, 1780 nucleotides long. Its product is annotated as calmodulin. The transcript has 4 exons. Lineage: Eukaryota; Metazoa; Chordata; Actinopteri; Perciformes; Bovichtidae. Gene Ontology annotation, cellular component: myosin II complex. Gene Ontology annotation, molecular function: calcium ion binding. The record is from RefSeq and is a predicted model, not a curated record. Bases 134 to 529 code for a protein of 131 amino acids.